AUGGUAAAAAAUCAAGCUCCCAACACAAACUUCAUCAAAUCAAUUCUGCCCACAAUAAAAAACAAAACUCGAAAAGUUCAAUUAAUGCUGCGUCUCAAAUAUGAAUUAAAGAAGCAGCAAAAAGAAGGCAGAGAAAAACGCAAAAAACAAAGAGAAAAAACAGGUGAAGCUGUAAUUUUUAUAUAGCCUUUAGCUCCGAAAACUAUUGAAUCAAUGAGAGUUCCUGAAGACUCUUUUGUGACCUCUGACAAUGAAGAAGUAAAAAAUGACGAAAAUAUAGAUGAGUUUGCCAGCUAUUAUAAAGAAGGAGUCCUCCCAAAAAUUAUUGUCACGACUAAAAGGAGACCAUCAGAACAACUAAUAAAAUUCGCUAAAGAGGUGCAAGGGAUUAUGCCUAAUGCUGAGUAUUAUGAUAGAAGAACCUAUGAUAUGAAAGAAAUCUGUGAAUAUGCGUCGAAUAGGGAAUAUACGGAUGUCUUGGUUUUUAAUGAAAAGAAUAAAGAGCCUGAAGGGCUGUGGAUUAUCCAUUUGCCUGAAGGCCCGACUGCUCAUUUUAGGGUGUCGAAUACGUGGAAAAGAAGGGAAAUUCCUAAUCAUGGAACACCGACAGGAUAUUAUCCAGAAUUAAUUAUGAAAAAUUUUGAUACAAGGCUUGGUCAAAGAAUUGGGAGGAUGCUGGCGUCACUUUUCCCACAAAAACCAGAAUUCAGAGGCAGAAAUGUGGUUACCAUGAAAAAUCAAAGAGAUUUUAUGAAUUUUUCCCUAAAUUGUCCAGUAGAUAAUUCUUUUAAAAUGCUCACUGGAUAAUCCAAAGGAUAGCGCCUUAUAUUCUUCAGACACCAUCGAUAUUUAUUCAAAGAGGAUGGCAAAAAAGUAAUAUUACAAGAAGUCGGGCCAAGAUUGACUUUAAAGCUUAGAAGUCUACAAUCAGGGAUUUUCAACACAGAAUCAGGAGAGUACGAAUUUUUAUAUCAGCCAAAUAUGCAGGUGAAUCGUAAAAAAUUCUUUUUAUAA
Messenger RNA from Blepharisma stoltei, 1014 nucleotides. The record is from the annotation of a GenBank genome assembly. NCBI's taxonomy places the organism in Eukaryota, Ciliophora, Heterotrichea, Heterotrichida, Blepharismidae.